AUGGAUGAGGCAAAUUCCGACCCAAAUUGCCCAAGGAUUCCGGUGACCAAAGAGGAGAAAGAACGCCUCAGGCGCCCAUGGCAACAUACCCUCAUCGUUAAGGUUCUUGGACGCAAGGUUAGCUAUUCCUACCUUAAGCAAAGGCUCCAGAAGAUGUGGAAGCCGGAAUCAAGUUUUGACCUAAUUGCAAUUGAUCAAGAUUUUUACUUAGCGAAAUUUGAGGCAUUCCAAGAUUAUGAAUUUGCGAAGUAUGAAGGUCCUUGGAUCAUCAUGGGUCAUUAUCUAACUGUACAACAAUGGGUGCCGAAUUUCUUCCCCCAUAAGAACAAAUUGGAUAAACUGUUGGUCUGGGUAAGAUUUCCUGCGGUUCCUAUAGAGUACUUUGAUGACGACUUUUUGAAGAAAAUAGGGAAAUACAUAGGGCGACCGAUCAAGGUCGACACCACUACAAGCCUGGUUUCAAUUGGCAAAUUUGCUAGAGUUUGCGUGGAGUUGGAUUUAACAAAACCGUUAUUGUCAAAAUUCACAUUGGGUGGCGAGGUUAUCCCAAUUGAAUACGAGGGAAUCCAGAUGGUAUGUUUUCAGUGUGGCAUAUUUGGCCAUAAGAAGGAACAAUGUGGGUUGGUGAACCAGGAAACAGGCAAGGAGACAAAUGACCCAGGUACAGAGCAAGCCCAAAUGGCAGAGAGUUCAACAAAUGCAAGUCCGAAUGCAGUACGACAAGAGCCUAUCUCAGUUCGAAUUCGGAAGGAAAAUAUUGGGUCAUGGAUGCUAGUAGCCAGGAAAGAAAGACGAGGACAACAGAGGGGAGGUAACUGGAAUAAUGGUCUGCCGAACGCCGGUCAGAACCGAACACAGACAUACAACGAAGUUGAUGGAGGACUAGGAUCGAACUCCCGAUUUGCAGUUUUUGAAGGCUUGAAUGAGGUCGAGGACAAUGGCCCCAAUGACUACAGAGGACCCAGGAUUACUGAUCUUGAUACCCGAAGGCCACUCCCGAGGAUCCGUACAAACCAGAACAACCAAACGAAGGAAGGUCAAAGAUUAGCACCUCAGAAUGCCCCACCCAGACAAUAUAUUGCGCAAGAGCGUGGUGCACCUAGAGGAAGAGGGGGAAGAGGAUCGGCACCAAGACGAGCAGCGGCCGAGCCCGAGCAUACGGUAGUCAGAGGCUUUAACAAAGGGAAACAGAUCACAACCACAAGGAUCCAACACCCGAACGACCUGCCUGAAUCAUCUGAUAGAAUGGAAGAUGACUAUCAGCUGCUAGGAGAACCCCCCGACAUCCCCAAACUUUUUGUACCUAGACCGGAGGACCAAGAUACUACAAUGGUGGAUAAUGUUGGUCGUUUGGACCAAGGGUUUUCGGAGGGGCGUGAUCGCAUGUGCCCUUGA
This is a messenger RNA of Ipomoea triloba (trilobed morning glory), 1395 nucleotides long. RefSeq lists its product as uncharacterized. Gene Ontology annotation, molecular function: zinc ion binding; nucleic acid binding. The record is from RefSeq and is a predicted model, not a curated record. The transcript has a single exon. NCBI's taxonomy places the organism in Eukaryota, Viridiplantae, Streptophyta, Magnoliopsida, Solanales, Convolvulaceae. The coding region runs from base 1 to 1395 and encodes 464 amino acids.